This is a messenger RNA of Astyanax mexicanus (Mexican tetra), 7689 nucleotides long. RefSeq lists its product as uncharacterized. Lineage: Eukaryota; Metazoa; Chordata; Actinopteri; Characiformes; Acestrorhamphidae. Gene Ontology annotation, molecular function: nucleotide binding; DNA-directed DNA polymerase activity; DNA binding. The transcript has 7 exons. The record is from RefSeq and is a predicted model, not a curated record. Bases 739 to 1320 code for a protein of 193 amino acids. Gene Ontology annotation, biological process: DNA replication.
GGGGGGUGGCGGUUUCCUGAGAGUAAGAUAUGAAUUAGUUAGAUCAAUCAGUGUAUUGAUGGGUAAAGGAACUAGUGAACUAGCCCAUUGUUUGAUUCUCACAUGUUGCUUCACGCGCAACUGGCUAAAAGGGAUUCCAGACUCCCAACAGAGUAUAGACUAUUGAUGAUUCAACAGCCGGGGGUAAAUGCAGUAAACCAUUUACCCAGGAUUGGUUUACAAUCCUCAGUCUAUUGUUUUUUAAUGAAUGUUCUGAUCAGAUCAGCAAAAUUUAAAACAGAGCAGUGUCUUUUGAUGUUUUGAAUCCUUUGUUAAAAAAAAAAAAUGAAACACACACACAAACUCACACACACCACACACCUCCCACUCUUUUCUGUGAUGUCAUAACCUGAGGUCAUCAAUCAAAAUCACUGUAUAAAAACCCGUUGGUAAUCCACAAUUUACAUUCUGGAGCCAACACAGACGCUUGAAGACCUCAAACGCUUUGACGCUCCUUGAUUUCAACCGCAAUAUGGACUUUGGUGAGAGAAAAAACUUUUAAUAUGAAAUUAUCACAAUAUAUUACUUUUAUUAAAAUUACCUUUAAGUAGUUAAAUGACUGUUUCUUAUGGUUUAAUAGGAAUUUAAUAGGAAUCACUCAUCUUUCAGCUUAAUUAAUGUGAGUAGUUAACAUUGUUCUAUGUAUCCUAUGCAAAAUCGAAUGUAAGUGAUAUUUAAGACUACUUUUCUACGUAAUAUAUGAAAUAUGUAGUAUAUACAUUCAUCUUUUAUUUUAUUUUAGGAUCAGAAUGUUUCAUUGUUGAAACUGUGACAGACUGUGAUGCUGUGACAGACGAAAGUGUGCUAUAUCAUCCAUUUCAAACUUUUCAUCCGGAACCUAGUAACUACGGAUUAACCAUUCACGAAAACAGUUUCACCCCGGCUUUGUCUGACAAUCUACAAUUUGAUGAUGUUAAUUCUGUGACAAGUCAACAAUCAAAUGAUUACCGACCAACUACACCUAGAAACAGUCCGGCUUUGUCUGACAAUCUACAAUUUGAUGAUGUUAAUUCUGUGACAAGUCAACAAUCAAAUGAUUACCGACCAACUACACCUAAUCUCCAACAACAAGAAGAAUGCGAACUGGACGACCUGUACGACUUUCGAUAUCUGAAAAGGGCCGUGGAAAUUUCGCUACGGAGGCUGGAACGUGCAGCUGCAAGCAGAUCACGGGAGGAAUUUAGGUUGGCUUUACCUUUGUUUACAGACCGUGUAAUGCUCUUGGUUAGACAUUGUGUUGAGGAUAUAGAUAAUAAUGUCGCAGAAACGCCCCGGUUGUGAUUCUUUGUUAAAUAAGAAUAAAUCUAAAAAAUCCAACAAUUCACCUUAUUCAAAUGAAACAAACAAUAACCCACAUUCAUUAAUCAGUGAACCAAGUACCUCAAACCUACAAACAAAUCAUGUAGAACACAACACAGCUCUGAACCCUUUUCUGUUAGAAAUGGUUAAUGAGAUUAAUGGUAGUAAUGAAAGGUUGACUUCUAAUAAUGAACACAGCUCUGAAAUUGUAUCUAAUCUAGAAAAUACAUCAGAAACACCAUACAAUUUGUUUUCGGGAUUAAGCGAAUGCUUAACCAACAUACAAAAUGCGUUAAUAGAACACAACACAACUCUGAACCCUUUUCUGUUAGAAAUGGUAAAUGAGAUUAAUGAGGUUAACGAAAGAUUGGGGUCUAUUGAUGAACACAGGGAUCAUGAAUUAGCUUCUAAUCUUGAAAAUAUGUCAGAAAAUCUAUCCAUCAUUCAAACCGCUCUAACGCAGCACAACACAUGCACAGCUCUGAACCCUUUUCUAAUGGAAAUGAUAAAUGAGAUGAAUGAAAGCAUGACAGAACCACAACCUUGUGUCGCCACUGUACCAUCCCCUAUAAAUGAUUCGUUUGAAACAUCUCAGGAAUUAUUACAACAACUAAACCAGAGUCUCUUGAGAUUAAAUGAAAUUCUUGCAAACAUGGGUCAGGAUUCACACAUUUUACCAAGUAGUCCUGUUAACGAGAAUGUUUCAAAUAGCCCUUCUCCAUCUACUGAUGAAAUAGAGUAUAUCCAUACACUCAACAAUUGUAAUGAGCAACAGCCGGAAAUACAUCAGAUGCCUAGUGUGAGUGAGGGAGAGCAAAUGGGAUUUGGGAGAGAUGAUCAACCCGGACAUGUUUUAGAUCCAAACAUAGUUAUAAAUCGUAUAGACAACUUCAAUACAACAGAAAUUAGACGGAGGAUAAACUUUUCCUCAUUAGGAAACGUUGAUUCAUUUGGGGAUUUUUACAACUAUGUGUUGGAGGUUUUAAACCGCAUGCUUGAAGUUGGGAACGCUAAAGUAGGCCCACGUGACGUAGUUCAUGUUGAAAUACAAGGCGAAUCUCUCAAUGUUUCAUCUCGUGUUGAGGUAAUCAACGGUAACAUAGAACUCGAUUCGAUUCUGACCAUGAUAGAAAAAUCAAUACAGAGUAGGUUUGAAAUACUUUCUGAUGAAACUAUAGAACUGGUGAUUCGAAUUGUACAUGCACCACAUGGUGGUACACGCAAUAGUAUGUCCAAGAUGUUCAAUUCUGACGUUGUACAACAAAAAAUUAGACAUCUAUACGUUUUUGAUAACCGUGACAACCUUUGUUUUGCUUUAAGCGUUUCCAAAUUGCUGAAUCCGGAACAAAGUGAUUAUCAAAUAGAACAAAACGCGAGACAAUUACAAUCUGAUGUAGGAUUAUCUGUAAAUGAUACGGUUAGCUUUGCAGACAUUACACGAUUUGAGCAAAAGUUGAAUUGCAAAAUUGUAGUGUUGUUCCGAACCACCAAGGUCAAAAAAGGGUAUUCUUUUUUUCAGACUACCAAAACACCCCACAGCAAAACCUUGUUUCUGUUUUUGCACAAGAAUCAUUAUUAUGGAGUGAAAAACCUCAAAGCUGUACUAGGUACAACGUACGUAUGUUCUUACUGUUAUGCAGGAUUUAACGAUAAGAAACAUCAUAAAUGUGAUUACCACUGCAACGUGUGUCUCGACAGCGAAUGUCCCAAACGUGCUAAGCAAACUGUACAGUGCAAAGACUGUCUGAGGAUCUGUAGAUCCCAGUAUUGUUUUCAAAAGCAUAAAUCUCAGAAUGGUACGGAUGAAUCUUUGUGUAAAACUAGGUUCUACUGUACCGGGUGCAACACAUUGCAGGAUCGUGGUUCAAAAAAACACGAGUGUCGUAAAGCCCUGUGUAGACACUGCGGCGCUAAAAUUGAGUCUAACUUUGAUCAUCAAUGUUUUAUGGAACCUUUAAAACGAGAACAGUCGGAUGAAAAGUACAUCUUUUAUGAUUUUGAAUCUAAUCAGGAGACGGGCUACCACGUAGCAAACUAUAUAUGUUGCAUUGAUUUUAAAGGUAAUGUUUGGUCUGCUGAAGGUACCGAUUGUGUUUCCGCAUUUUUCAAAAAGUUUCGGAGGAACAAAUACAAAGGUUAUACUUUUAUAGCCCACAACGCUAGAGGGUACGAUUCCUACAUACUGUUGAACCGUUUAGUCGUAGAAGGUGUUACGCCUUGCCUCAUAGCACAAGGUGGUAAAAUCUUGUGCUUUGAAGAUAAAAAGUUUGAUCAGAGAUACAUCGACAGUCUCUCGUUUCUGCCCAUGAAACUUAGCGCAAUUCCCAAGGCUAUGGGAUUCACGGCUGAAAAAAAGGGGUAUUUUCCGCAUUUCUGGAAUACCCAAAAAAAUCAAAACUAUGUAGGUCCAUAUCCACAUCCCGAGUUUUACGGUGUAGAUAGCAUGAUGUCAAAAGAGAGAGACGAAUUUUUUGAGUGGUACAAAACACUCGACGGAAAGGUCUUUGACUUUAAGCAAGAGUUGGUUGCUUAUUGUCAAAAUGAUGUUCGCAUACUCAGAAUGGGGUGCAUGGCUUUCAGGAAUGAGAUACUAAGUAGUACGGGUGUAGAUCCGUUCAAGUGCAUCACCAUAGCUAGCGUAUGUUUGAAAAUCUUUAGAACCAACUUCCUGCCUGAGAACAUGUUAACCAUUCCGCCUCUGGACAAUUACAUCAAUAGGCAGAAAUCAUUCUCCACACCCGCAAUACAAUGGCUUGAAUACAUCUCUGACAGAGACAAUAUACCCAUUCAGCAUGCCCUUAAUGAAGGCGAGGUAAAGAUUGGCAACUACUUUGUAGACGGUUACUUUGAAGAUGGUGGUGUCCGAAAAGCUUUUGAGUUUCUCGGAUGUUUUUAUCACGGAUGUGACAAAUGCUUCCCUUCAAACCUGACUCAUCCUCUAAGUAAGACUUACCAAACCUUUGGUGAAAUUUUGCAGCAGUCUUUGGAAAAGAUUCAGAUUUUACAAAACACUCACAACUUGCACGUCACAGUAAUAUGGGAACAUACAUGGAAUGAGAUGAAAAGGUCAAAUCAUGAUGUUAAAAAAUUUCUCGAUCACUUUGACUUUCCUGAGCGAAUGAAGCCGCGAGACGCUCUGUUUGGCGGUCGUACAAAUGCGUUGCAUUUACACUAUGUGGCUCAACCCGGUGAGAGAAUAGAUUACUAUGAUUUCACAUCUCUCUAUCCAUACGUAAACAAGACAAAAAGGUACCCCGUAGGUCACCCCACUAUCAUCUUUCGCAACUUUAAGCCGUUGGAAGAUUAUUUCGGUCUCAUGAGACUAAAAAUCUUACCUCCCAAAGGAUUAUGGGCUCCUGUUCUUCCUUUUAGAGUGAAAAGCAAGCUCCUGUUUCCUUUGUGUAGAAUGUGUGCUGAACUACAACAGCAAAUUUGUAACCACACGGACGAGGAGAGGGCUCUGACUGGAACUUGGGCUAGCAUAGAGGUUUUGAAGGCUCUUGAGAAAGGUUACCGAGUGCUGAAGGUUUUCGAAAUCUGGCACUUUCCUAACCAGACGGAUGAGUUGUUUGCAGAUUACAUUAAAAUGUUUCUAAAAACAAAACAGGAAAGCUCAGGGUACCCCUCUUGGGUAGUUGAUGAGGUUGGCAAAAAAGAAUACGUUGAAAAGUACCGCGAGAAUGAAGGCAUAGAACUUGAUCCUUCACACAUAGUUGUAAAUCCUGCCAAGAGAUCUGUAGCAAAACUGGCUUUAAAUUCCUUGUGGGGAAAGAUGUGUCAGAGAUCCGACAGGUCAAACACGACUCUAAUCCAAGACCCUAGCGAGUUUUUACAAUACAUGUUUUCUGACGUGUAUGAUGUAAGUCAUUUCUCAUUUUUGAACAAGGAUGUGGCGAUGGUUCAGUGGCGAUACAGUGAUGAGAGGUUUCUGAAACCGAGUAAUGCUAACGUUUUUAUAGGAAUUUUUACCACAGCGUACGCUAGACUUGAACUGUACAACCUGAUGGAUCGACUCCAACAGAGGUGUCUCUAUACGGACACAGACUCUGUGAUUUUCAAAAGUCAACAGGGUGAUUGGAUGCCGCCUCUAGGCGAUUACUUGGGGGGUCUGACGAGUGAAUUGGAUGCCGGUGAUCAAAUUGUAGAAUUUGUUAGCGGGGGACCAAAAACCUACGGGUAUCGCACUCUCAAAGGAAAGAGUGUGAUGAAGGUCAAAGGUAUAACGUUAAACUAUACCAAUGCUCAAUAUGUAAAUUUGAAAUCGUUGACAGAACUGGUUGACAAAACCUUUAAAAACCCCGACUGUGACGCUGAAAUUAUGACGUCUUAUAACCAAAUUGUAAAAGAUAAAAGAGGCUUUCAUUUGAAAAACAAACCACAAAAGAAACGGUUCAGAGUUGUGUAUGACAAGCGUAUUCUGCUGCCAGAUUUGACAACUUUACCUUACGGUUAUUGACAGAAAAUUACCUUGUAAAAUGGUGAUACCCAACUCGUUUGACGCUAGACUUCAGCUUCCUUUUUCAUGUAUCGUUUGUGGACCCAGCAAUAGCGGGAAAUCGUUUUUUAUCAAAACGUUACUAGAAAAUUGUGCGGUUUCAAUGUCAAAAAUUCCGGAUCAAAUUGUAUGGUGUUAUUCCUGCUGGCAACCUCUCUAUGAUGAGUUGAUGAACGUUGUAAACAUUCGCUUUGUUCAAGGUAUACCCGACUCUUUGUGCGACGAUAAUAUUUUUCCACCGCACACAUCAAGCCUGGUCAUUUUUGAUGAUUUAAUGCUUUCGGCUAGUAAUAAUUUGGAGGUACAGAAUGCUUUCACAAAAUAUACACACCAUAGAAACCUGAGCGUCAUCUAUUUGGUUCAAAGUUUGUUUUUUCAAGGGAAAAGUAGCAGAACUAUAAAUUUAAACACCAAUUAUAUGGUUCUAUUUAAAAAUCCUAGAGACAAAUUACAGAUCAGUGUGCUGGCGCGUCAAAUGUAUCCCGGAAACGGAAAAUUUAUGUUGGAGUGUUUCCAGGAUGCCACAGCCAGACCUUACGGGUAUUUAUUUGUAGACUUGAAAGCAUCAACGCCAGAAGAACUUCGUCUCAGAUCAGGGUUGUUUUCCUGGGAGAAUCCUGCCGUUUAUAUACCCAAGAAAAAAGUUUUUUGACAUAAUGUCCGCUCGACUACAAAGAAAUUACCAGACGUUGCGAUCGCUAUAUCAAGCAUCGCCUAGAGAAAGAAAGCUUAUAUUGCACAAUGCUCCCAGAGACCUCAUACUAGCCAUCUGUGAAUUAGCUCUUAAUCUACUGAGAGGACACAUUCCUCUAACGUCGCAACAGUAUCGUCAAUUGAAAAGGCAAAAGAAAUCGAUUAAGAUUUUUGCUGAUAAAAGAAAAUCUGUGGAAGCUAAAAGAAAGUCUAUUAAUCAGUCUGGAGGGUUUCUUCUACCUUUGCUAAGUGUAGCUGUCCCUUUUCUUAGCAGUUUGUUAGGACCACGGAAAUAGCAUGGAAACUGCGGACAAAAUGUAUUUGGUACCUCAACAUCAAUUGAAUAGGCUUAAAGCCAUAACAAGCGGUACAGAAAAUGUUAGAAAUACUGUGGAAAAUGAUUUAGAUGAAACAAUGCGUCAUAUUCUGUCCAGGUCUGAUUUGACACCUUAUGAAAAGGCAAAACUUUACGCUUCAUCCUUGCAAAGAUUUCUAAGUUUAGUCAAACAAGGGGAUGAGCAAAAGAGUCAGCUAACACUAUCCCUACCCGUUGAAACUGAAAAUAAUCCCGUGACGGAUGUGACUAGGGAUCAUCACUCAUCCGAAGAUGACGUUGUAAAAGAGGUUGUUGGAAAUGUUGCAGCCAGAACAAGAAAAAAUGCUUCUUACAUCAUGGAGAAAAUAUCAAAGUCUAGCGACGUAGCUUCGUGGAAUGACAAGGGUGAAUUUAUUUUCAAAGGCAAAACAAUCAAAGGAUCGCACAUGUUGGACUUGGUUAAAAACCUCACAGCGCCUCAAAAAGUGUCUGAUGAUCGGAGACCCCUAGGGUGGUCGGAAAUGUUACAAGCCGUGGCAGGUUUAAACAUGCCCUUUUCAGCUAUUCCUAACGUCGGCGUUCGACGUAAAAUAUCGGACAUUAAGAAAUCCGAGUAUUUGUUUUCCCCCGCCGCUUCGACACCCCCAAGUUCAAAAAGUAGCGACUCUGACUCUUCAAUUGAUACUUUUGAACCAGUUUUUAAGUCUCCUAGUUUUAACCCUACAACAUGGUUAAAUUUCUAAAUGUGUGUGUGUGUGUAUGCAUAUAAUGAUGUAAUAAUGAUGAAGCAAUGUAAAAAAUGUUUUGUAAUCUUAUUGUUUAUUUCAAUAAAUGCAUUUACAAUGAA